GAACAUCGAACAGCCGGCGAAGCUUCAGCGUUAGCAGCAGCAGCAGUAAAUCGACACGCAUGCGCACAAAAUAAAAUUUGCAGUGCCAAAAAAAUAAAAUAUCCAAACACAAACAAGCGUGAGAGAGUCGUUUGUGAACAUGCCACAUGCUUGUGGCACUGAGAUGUUGCUACAAAGAUGAUUGAGGCCUUUGCGAAUCAUUUGAGCAGCCAUUUGGGACGUCAUCUCUUUUAUUGGGCAGUGGAUACGAGCAUACCGCGUGGUGUGAGCAGCUCCAACUACGGCCUCAAUCUGCGUCUCUCGGAGUUAAUAAAUAAAUUUCAUGCGCCGCUCGAGCGCGGCGUCCAAGUGCUGGAUCACUUGCUGACGCUUGAGGAGGACGACUUCACCGGGCAUUGGGGCAGCGCCUAUGCGCACAACUAUGAGCCGGAAUACGCUGCUCGGGUACCGGAAAACGAGGAAUUGCCGCCACCCGAGCAACAACAGCAGCAGCAGCAACGCAACCACAUGGAGACUCUGAACAAUGGCAAUGGGCUGUUGCUGCAUUCGCCACCGCACAAUCAUCAGCAGCAGCAGCAGCAACAGCAGCAGCAGCCACGCGGCGCUGCAGUCAGCUCACCUGGAUCUGGUUCAGCUGCAGGCAGCGCUGCUGAUCACAACAUACAAAUCACGCAGCCUAUAAGUGCGCCAUCAUCGCCGCUUGCCUCGCCCGGCGCCUUGAACAGCAGCAGCAACAGCGGCAGCAGUCCCACCACAUUCUGCCUGCCCUCCAGUUCGACAGCAGCUGCAGCUGUUAUUGCCACAUCGACGCCCAGCAGCGGCAGCGGCUCGUAUGUCUGUGCAGCGGGCAGCAAUAGCAGCUAUGCGGCUGUGGGCGCUUGCAAUGCCAUUGACACGGCCGAUCCCAACUGGCAGGCCAGCAAGGCGACGGUGCUGGAACGCAAUGCGGCGAUGUUCAACAAUGAGUUGCUCUCAGAUGUCAAGUUUAUUGUAGGCGGCGAGUUCGACAUUGAUCCUGUACAAACUAUACCCGCGCACAAGUAUAUACUUGCCACAGGCAGCUCUGUGUUUUAUGCCAUGUUCUAUGGCGGCAUGGCGGAGAACAAGCAGGAGAUUAAGGUGCCUGAUGUGGAACCAACAGCCUUCUUAACGCUGUUAAGAUAUCUUUAUUGUGAUGAAAUCAAACUGGAACCUGAGCACAUAUUGGCCACGCUGUAUGCUGCAAAGAAAUACAUUGUGCCACAUUUGGCACGCGCCUGUGUAAACUAUUUGGAAGUCAAGUUGACGGCAAAAAACGCGUGCCUACUUCUCAGUCAAUCGCGUCUGUUCGAGGAGCCCGAGCUGAUGCAACGUUGCUGGGAAGUAAUCGACGCACAGGCCGAGAUGGCAGUUAAGUCCGAGGACUUUGUCGACAUUGACUUGAAGACGUUCGAGUCUAUAUUGUCGCGUGAGACGCUCAACUGCAAGGAAAUUCAUUUGUUUGAGGCGGCGCUCAAUUGGGCACUGAAUGCCUGCGAGAAGAUGAGCAUUGAUGAAAACGCUCAGAACAAGCGUCGACUGCUGGGACAGGCGCUGCAUUUGAUACGCAUACCCACCAUGACGCUGGAGGAGUUUGCCAAUGGUGUGGCACAAACGGGUAUUCUAACCUCACAGGAAACUAUCGACAUGUUUCUGCAUUUUACGGCCAAGGUCAAGCCUAGUCUAAGCUUUCCUACGCGCUCGCGUGCUGGACUCAAGACACAAGUUUGCCAUCGCUUUCAGUCAUGCGCCUAUCGCUCGAAUCAAUGGCGCUAUCGUGGACGCUGCGACUCCAUACAGUUCUCAGUGGAUCGCAGAAUAUUCAUAGUGGGCUUUGGCUUGUAUGGCUCCUCCACAGGCGCCGCCAACUAUAAUGUAAAGAUUGAGCUCAAGCGCUUGGGUCGCACGCUGGCUGAGAAUGAUACCAAGUUCUUUUCGGAUGGCAGCAGCAACACCUUUCAUGUAUUCUUCGAAAAUCCCAUACAAAUCGAACCUGAAUGCUACUACACCGCCUCAGUGAUAUUGGAUGGCAAUGAGCUGAGCUUCUUUGGCCAGGAGGGCAUGUCUGAGGUGCUGAUGGGCAAUGUUACAUUCCAAUUCCAGUGCUCGUCUGAGAGCACCAAUGGCACAGGUGUCCAAGGCGGACAAAUACCAGAAUUGAUAUUCUAUGGACCCACUACAGUCACAGCAUUGAAUUCACCUACAAAUUCGAUAUGCAACACGCCGCUCGGCAACACAAGCGCUACUGUUAACAGCAGCGGCAAUGGACAAGCGAACGGAGGCGGCGGCAACAAUGUGAAUAAUGCUGGCGAGGAGCUGCACCUUAGCGGCACUACGGCCAGCAGUGAUAGCAGUACUUGAUGCGCACAGCUCUACUGUGCUGAAUGGCAGGGCGCCUGCUACUAUCGGCAGCAGCAGCAGCAACA
Molecule: messenger RNA, 2444 nt
Organism: Drosophila busckii
Lineage: Eukaryota; Metazoa; Arthropoda; Insecta; Diptera; Drosophilidae
Gene: lute
Product: BTB/POZ domain-containing protein 6-B
Exons: 5
Coding region: 178-2379 (733 amino acids)
Biological process (GO): neurogenesis
Cellular component (GO): cytosol
Molecular function (GO): protein binding
Source: RefSeq, a predicted model, not a curated record